Molecule: messenger RNA, 498 nt
Organism: Paramecium primaurelia
Lineage: Eukaryota; Ciliophora; Oligohymenophorea; Peniculida; Parameciidae
Source: the annotation of a GenBank genome assembly
UUGAAAUGUAAGAGUGGCCUAAGAAAUUAUUUCUUGCUAUUGCAUUCAUCUCUUGUUUCACCUGUUAUGCAAGACCAGACUAUAAUCUCCCAUUAUUUGCCUUUGCAUAUUUACUUUGGGAUAUAGAUAGACCUGUAAGUCAAUCAUUAAUGUGAAUUUAGGUAUCACAAAAGAUUAGAUUAAUUUACUUAUUUGUUUAUUCAUGGAUUAUUGAUUUUGUUUGGCUUGUUUAUUGGGGUCCAUUUUGGAAUUCAUCAACUUUUAGUCAUAAUUGGGCUGAUGGAAUUUAAACAUUUGUUUUAGUAUUGUCCGUUAUCAAUUUCAUCUUGAAAGUAGAUAUCGAAAUUAUAUUGUAUAGUUGGGUACAAUUGUAGUGUGCAUUUUGGCAGAAAAAGAAUGCAAAGAUGCAUUACAUCCUGAAAAUGCAAUGGCACAUGCAAAGAACAUAUUUAAUAGUGAUGGUUAGCAUUAGUGAAUUACUUAAAUUUUUAAAAAAAA